This is a messenger RNA of Seriola dumerili (greater amberjack), 684 nucleotides long. RefSeq names its product GTP cyclohydrolase 1-like. Gene Ontology annotation, cellular component: cytoplasm. Gene Ontology annotation, molecular function: zinc ion binding; GTP cyclohydrolase I activity; GTP binding. Gene Ontology annotation, biological process: tetrahydrofolate biosynthetic process; tetrahydrobiopterin biosynthetic process. The record is from RefSeq and is a predicted model, not a curated record. NCBI's taxonomy places the organism in Eukaryota, Metazoa, Chordata, Actinopteri, Carangiformes, Carangidae. Bases 1 to 684 code for a protein of 227 amino acids. The transcript is spliced from 6 exons.
AUGGAGUAUCACCAUGCUUCAGAUAUGAAUGGAGUAGUGUCAGAAUACCUGAACAUGCACAUUGAGUCUAAACAUAAUGGUUCCAGCAGAGAAGUGAAGGACUCGAAGGAGGCUGCAGAUGCAAACAAGCUGACUCUCAUUGAGAAAGCUUAUAGCACUAUGCUGAGUGAGCUUGGAGAGGACGUGGACCGGGAGGGACUUCUAUGUACACCACUACGUGCAGCCAAAGCAAUGCAGUUUCUCACUAAAGGCUACAAGGAAACAACCCAAGAUAUCAUGAAUGACGCAAUCUUUGAUGAAAACCAUGAUGAGAUGGUGAUUGUCAAAGACAUCGAUUUGUUUUCUCUCUGUGAACAUCACCUGGUGCCCUUCUUUGGCAAGGCUCACAUAGCAUAUCUCCCAAACAAGAAAGUGGUUGGUCUCAGCAAACUCGCAAGAAUUGUUGAGAUCUACAGCAGGAGGCUUCAAGUUCAGGAGCGUCUAACCAAACAGAUUGCUUCAGCUAUCACUGAAGCGUUGGAGCCUGCUGGAGUGGCUGUGGUGAUUGAGGCUGUUCAUAUGUGCAUGGUGAUGAGAGGUGUGCAGAAGAUGAAUGCCAGUACUGUUACAAGCGUCAUGCUGGGAGGAUUUCAUGACAAUCCCAAGACUAGAAGGGAAUUUCUUGCCCUUGCAUUGAAGAAGUAA